GCUCAGCCCCGUCUCCUCCUCUUGCUCCCUCGGCCGGUCGGCGGUGACUGUGCACCGACGUUGGCGCGGGCUGCACCGCCGCGUCCGCCUGCCCGCCAGCAUGGCCACCACCGCCACCUGCACCCGCUUCACCGACGACUACCAGCUCUUCGAGGAGCUCGGCAAGGGUGCUUUCUCUGUGGUCCGCAGGUGUGUGAAGAAAACCUCCACGCAGGAGUAUGCAGCAAAAAUCAUCAAUACCAAGAAGUUAUCUGCCCGGGAUCACCAGAAACUAGAACGUGAGGCCCGGAUAUGCCGACUUUUGAAGCAUCCAAACAUUGUACGCCUCCAUGACAGUAUUUCUGAAGAAGGGUUUCACUACCUCGUGUUUGACCUUGUUACCGGUGGGGAGCUGUUUGAAGACAUUGUGGCCAGAGAAUACUACAGUGAAGCUGAUGCCAGCCACUGUAUACAUCAGAUUCUGGAGAGUGUUAACCACAUCCACCAGCAUGACAUUGUCCACCGGGACCUGAAGCCUGAGAACCUCCUGCUGGCGAGUAAAUGCAAGGGUGCCGCAGUCAAGCUGGCUGAUUUUGGCCUAGCCAUCGAAGUACAGGGAGAGCAACAGGCUUGGUUUGGUUUUGCUGGCACCCCAGGUUACUUGUCCCCUGAGGUCUUGAGGAAAGAUCCCUAUGGAAAACCUGUGGAUAUCUGGGCCUGCGGGGUCAUCCUGUAUAUCCUCCUGGUGGGCUACCCUCCCUUCUGGGAUGAGGAUCAACACAAGCUGUAUCAGCAGAUCAAGGCUGGAGCCUAUGAUUUCCCAUCACCAGAGUGGGACACGGUGACUCCUGAAGCCAAGAACUUGAUCAACCAGAUGCUGACCAUAAACCCCGCAAAGCGUAUCACAGCUGACCAGGCUCUCAAGCAUCCAUGGGUCUGUCAACGGUCCACAGUGGCAUCUAUGAUGCAUCGUCAAGAGACCGUGGAGUGCCUACGCAAGUUCAAUGCCCGGAGAAAACUGAAGGGCGCCAUCCUCACGACCAUGCUUGUCUCCAGGAACUUUUCAGUUGGCAGGCAGAGCUCCGCCCCCGCCUCGCCUGCCGCGAGCGCCGCCGGCCUGGCCGGGCAAGCUGCCAAAAGCCUAUUGAACAAGAAGUCGGACGGCGGUGUCAAGAAAAGGAAGUCGAGUUCCAGCGUGCACCUAAUGCCACAGAGCAACAACAAAAACAGUCUCGUAAGCCCAGCCCAAGAGCCCGCGCCCUUGCAGACGGCCAUGGAGCCACAAACCACUGUGGUCCACAAUGCUACAGAUGGGAUCAAGGGCUCCACAGAGAGCUGCAACACCACCACAGAAGAUGAGGACCUCAAAGCUGCCCCGCUCCGCACUGGGAAUGGCAGCUCGGUGCCUGAAGGACGGAGCUCCCGGGACAGAACAGCCCCCUCUGCAGGCAUGCAGCCCCAGCCUUCUCUCUGCUCCUCAGCCAUGCGAAAACAGGAGAUCAUUAAGAUCACAGAACAACUAAUUGAGGCCAUCAACAAUGGGGACUUUGAGGCCUACACGAAGAUUUGUGAUCCAGGCCUCACUUCCUUUGAGCCUGAGGCCCUCGGUAACCUUGUGGAAGGGAUGGAUUUCCAUAAGUUUUACUUUGAGAAUCUCCUGUCCAAGAACAGCAAGCCCAUCCACACCACCAUCCUGAACCCGCACGUCCACGUGAUCGGAGAGGACGCAGCUUGCAUUGCCUACAUCCGCCUUACCCAGUACAUCGAUGGACAGGGCCGGCCUCGCACCAGCCAGUCAGAGGAGACCCGGGUCUGGCACCGCCGGGAUGGCAAGUGGCUCAAUGUCCACUAUCACUGUUCAGGGGCCCCUGCCGCACCGCUGCAGUGAGCUCAGCCACAGGGGCAUAAGGAGAUCCCAGCCGGAGGUCAAACCUUCGCAGCCAGUGGCUCUGGAGGGCCUGAGUGACAGCGGCAGUCCUGUUCGUUUGAGGUUUAAAACAAUUAAAUUACAAAGCGGCAGCAGCCAAUGCACGCCCCUGCAUGCAGCCCUCCCGCCCGCCCUUCGUGUCUGUCUCUGCUGUACCGAGGUGUUUUUUACAUUUAAG
Molecule: messenger RNA, 2084 nt
Organism: Kogia breviceps (pygmy sperm whale)
Lineage: Eukaryota; Metazoa; Chordata; Mammalia; Artiodactyla; Physeteridae
Gene: CAMK2G
Product: calcium/calmodulin dependent protein kinase II gamma
Biological process (GO): protein phosphorylation
Molecular function (GO): calmodulin binding; calcium/calmodulin-dependent protein kinase activity; ATP binding
Source: RefSeq, a predicted model, not a curated record